AAGGCCCUCUUUUUAGUUUCAGAUAAAGAGUAUGCUUGAAAAAUGGAAAGAUUGAAAUGAAAAGAAAAGUAGUUGCAAAGCAAUAACAAUACCCUUCUGAUAAAAAGUGCAGAAACACAUUAUCUUGACAGGGUUAACUAUGGAUAUGAACACCACCAUCACAAGAUUCCAUUUACUUGAAAACCAAUUUAUGGUAUUGACAAUAAGAAAGGCAACAAUUUGAUUGGAAUCCAGAAAAGACGUGUGAAUCCUAUCACUUGUAUAACGGGCGGCGGCACCACAAAUUUUCUCUAGCAGAUUGAAAACUUAAUCCUAUCAAUUCAUCAAGAACAAUUUCUUGAAUCACAAAUUUUGCUACAUUAAUGCUUAUGCGUGUCAAAAAAUGAAAACAAACAUUUAAAACAUUACAACAUAUCUAUUCUAAAGUUCCACACAACAAGAUUUCAUACUUUGAAAUCGUUGCAUGAUUGCCCCAUGAUCAAAACAACCAAUGAGCUACUGAUUUGGUUUAGCAGUUGAUGGUUUAAAAGGGAGUGAACUAUUAGUUAAGGAGUUCAAUUCGCACUGCAAAUCUUGUUCAAAGAAAUGCAAUGCAAAAUUCCAAACCAGGGGGUUUGAUUGAACCUAUUUGCCAUCUAAUGUACGGCGGCACCAUGUGGAUAAAAUGGUGAAAAUUGCUUAGAUACAUAAUUGGGCCUUGUUUCUCAUGAUUUCACAUAUAGCGUGUUUUGGGAUUUAGUGAGAAAGCAUAUACCACUUUUCUCAACAAACCUGUCAAUGCAAAUGCACUGUCACAAUAGGAAACAAUUGUUCAAUUCUAGAUAUAGAUAUCCAGACACAGAUCUAGCAGGUGUUCAAAGCCCAGUUUGGUUAUGUGAAUUCAUCGGAUCAGACAGCUCCGGACACAAUUUUUGUUUAUCAAUGCAGAUCUCAUGAAUGCAUGAGACAACUCUAGACAUAUGCGUCCGGAUAUCUUUGUCUGCUCCUUCAAACUGAAAAAAUAAUAAUAAUAAUAAUAAUGCUUCAAAAGCAGAUAUCCAAAUCUGGCCAGUAUCCAGAGCCUCCGAUGCACGUGGAUCCAAUAAAGACGUCAAAUGAAUCCAAUGACUCAUAUGGCCGGAAGUUAAUGGUCUCAUGAAUUGAAUCAUAUCUAGUGAUCCCUAACUAAUUAAAUAUUCACUCAUAUUUGUGCAUGUCAACCUUGCACAGGGGCCAUGAUAAUCUUCUCUGUAUCGUUCCAAUUUAAUUGGAUGUCCCGAAGGGAUAUAAGGCAUAUAUCCAGAUAUAAAUUUUAUCUUGUAUUCAUAUAGAACUAUAAAAUUAUCCUUACUUUCUAAUAACCUCUACACUCAUGAUUCAUGGAGGAAAAUUUCUUGUAUAAAAAUUGAACUCAUAAAUUGCAAAUGGGAUAAGCCCGUCCAGAUCUAUGCAGAUGGGUUUGGAUAUCUAUCGAUUUCAGGUGAGAUUGCAUUCUUGGGAGUUGAGGAAGUAAAACAAGUGGAAUAGUAUAGGGGAUACAACUGAAAUUAUCCUGAUUCUGAUGACAACGAACCCUUUGUUUACACUUGCACACCAUAUCUAUAGGUUGGAUCACCUAGAAACUAUCUAUAAGCAAUUUCUCAAGGAAGAGAAAGGAACAACAUGAGAAGAAGUGAAAGGAUCAAGAGAUUAAAAGCCAAAUCAGAAACCCAAUUCCCUCACAUUCCCGAAGAGAUCCUUGUUACCAUCAUCUCAAAAUUGCCAAUCAAAUCUCUUCUUCGAUUCAGGUGCGUUUCCAAGUCCUGGGGGUCUUUAAUUUCCAAUCCCACAUUCAAUAUUUCAUCUCCAAAAGAGCAUGUAAUCAUUGUGUCUAAGUACUAUUCAACAAAUUGUCCCAUUCAUUUGAUAAAUGACGAAGCUUCAUCUAGGCAGGUACCAAAACCUAAAAAGUUGAAGGUGAGGGGUAACAAGAAGUUAAAAUGGGGUUUGAGAAUCCGGGGUUCCUGUAAUGGAUUGGUGCUAUUAAGUAAUACUGUGGACAUGUUCUUGUGGAAUCCAUCAACAAGAUGCUGCAAAAAAGUGUUCUCUCAUGCGCACUUGCAGACAUUUGAUCGCAACACUUCUGGGCUUCUUUAUGACUCAUCCAUUGAUGAUUACAAGGUAGUUACGACAUGUUCAGAACUGAGUCAAGAACGUGAAGACGAUAAGGUCGUGGUUGGAAGUUUUAGGAAUAAAACUUGGACAGAGGUUUGCUUGCCAUAUGAUAAGCGACACAUGCAGUCAAGGCCUACUGUGAAUGAGCGUGGGCAUUGGUUGGUAACUAAAAUUACUUAUAAUUAGGGUUUUGGAGACGCGAUCUUCUUGGUUGUGGGUUUUGAUCCACAUGCCAAUGAAUUUGUGAAGGUGCCAAUGCCACAAAGUAAACACGCAAAACCCAUCACGUAAGCAAUAAAAACUAGCACAUAAAUCAACCGAAGACCGAACAAGAAAAGGGAAAUACUAAACAAAGAUGCU
Rhododendron vialii is the source of this 2493-nucleotide messenger RNA. Its product is annotated as F-box/kelch-repeat protein At3g23880-like. The record is from RefSeq and is a predicted model, not a curated record. The transcript is spliced from 2 exons. Gene Ontology annotation, molecular function: protein binding. Bases 1642 to 2319 code for a protein of 225 amino acids. Lineage: Eukaryota; Viridiplantae; Streptophyta; Magnoliopsida; Ericales; Ericaceae.